This is a messenger RNA of Pseudogymnoascus destructans, 1059 nucleotides long. RefSeq lists its product as uncharacterized. Gene Ontology annotation, cellular component: nucleus. The record is from RefSeq and is a predicted model, not a curated record. NCBI's taxonomy places the organism in Eukaryota, Fungi, Ascomycota, Leotiomycetes, Thelebolales, Thelebolaceae. Gene Ontology annotation, biological process: positive regulation of transcription from RNA polymerase II promoter by galactose; DNA-templated transcription. The transcript has 3 exons. Bases 1 to 1059 code for a protein of 352 amino acids. Gene Ontology annotation, molecular function: DNA-binding transcription factor activity, RNA polymerase II-specific; RNA polymerase II cis-regulatory region sequence-specific DNA binding; zinc ion binding.
AUGGCGAAUGCCAUUACUGGUGCGGCUUUGCGGAUGGCUUGUGCUCUUGGCCUCCAUCGAGAGCAUGGCGUAGAUGUGAAUGGUGGUGAAAGGGAGAAGAUGCUCGCCGAUUUGCGGCGUCGAACGUGGUGGAGUUUGUUCUGUCUAGAUACUUGGGCGUCAAUGACCCUCGGGCGCCCUUCGCUGGGUAGGUUGGGUCCAGCGGUCACCAUCAGACCACCCGAGGGCGCCAAUGAUGCUAAUGAAAACUCUACUACUGGCCAACACAUCCGCGUAGUUCCCGUAAUUGAGGACAUCAAGUUCGCCAGGAUAUCCACUCAGAUUCAAGACACAAUGGCCGUAUCCCCUCUCCCCCGUGCCGAGGAACGCAGCAAACUAGAUGCCCAACUUGUCGAAUGGUCCGACAAACUCCCCUGGGUCCUACGCUCCACAGACCCCUGCCCAGAGGCCCUCUAUACCGCGCGCUGCGUGCUGAAAUGGCAAUACCAGAACAUACGCAUCGUGCUCCACCGCCCCAUGCUUCUCAACCUCGCAAACCGAGGCGCAAACUAUCACCCCACAGCCGAGGAGCUCAGCGCCGUCGAGUUGUGUCGCGCAAUGGCAAAGCAGACUAUCGAUGACAUCUCGUGCGAGUGGACGCAGAACCAGAUCCUGUUCUGGGAGAGCGGGAACACGUCCAUGGUGAGAGAAUGGCAACGCCAGAUCGAGAUUGUGCUGGAGUGCUUUGCCGACAUGGCAGACUGGAGUUUGGCUGCGAGGCGGAGCAGGGAGGUGGUCGGCCGGAUGUAUGAGGCGAGUAAGGGACCUAUUACGCGUCAGGGAAGCCCGAGGCUGCAGGCGCAAUGGGAUGGACAGAUGGAGUCCGGCUAUGGGAGCGGACAAGCGUACCAGCAUAUGGCUGAUAGUGACAUGUCGCCUGGCACGGAGAGCGCACACCAUGCCCAACAAGCGCAGCAGAUGACGGAGAUGAUGAUGGAGGAGGGGAUGCUCCUUGACAACCAGAACAUAUGGGAUUUGGAUGGGAUGCUCUGGGACAACUUGCUAGACGGUCUUAUAUGA